AUGGCUUCUAAAAAGUCUAAAACAGCUCCUACUGAUGAAGAGCUCCUGGCUCAAUUCGAAGAUCUAGGGACCGAAGGCCCUGCUCCCAAAUUGACCAAAACAUCCACAUCUAAAGCUUCCGGAAAGCAUACAUCAGCAACAGCGCAAUCAGAGCAGGACCUCCUUGCAGAACUUGGAAAUCUUGCUACCCAAAGACCUUCUAGUCGCCCCUCAACACCCUCCCUUAAGUCCACAACCGCAGCUGGUACAGGCGCCAGAUCGCCUAAACGAUCAGCUAUCCCAACCCCGACGCCAGGAGGAAGACCGAGCGAAGAGAGGUCCGCCUCAGGUGCUCAGCCUCGGAAGUCUGGGGAAAGCACACGAUCGUUUCAUCAAAGUUUCACACCCGCUACAACUGAGGAGUCCCCCGAGCCAGAAUCUAAGCCAGCGCCGGCGGCGUCAAUUGGGGGAGGAUGGUGGGGAGGCCUUCUGUCCACUGCUACUGCAGCAGUUAGUCAGGCACAAGCUGCCGUCAAGGAGAUACAGAAGAACGAAGAGGCUCAAAGAUGGGCUGAGCAGAUGAAAGGCAAUGUGGGAGCUUUAAAGGGGUUGGGAGGAGAUUUACGCUCUUUAGCGUUGCCGACCUUUCAAAACAUCCUUCAAACAAUCGCUCCUCCGAUCUCCUCACACGAACGACUACAAAUCCACAUUACCCACGAUCUCUCGGGAUAUCCGACCCUAGAUCCUCUCAUCUACUCUGUUUUCAGCCGUGUCAUGUCACAAGUCGAAGGAGGUGAUCUGAUGGUAGUACAGAAAGGCAAGGAGGCGUCGCCGCGCCGCGAGAGUGAACAUGGAAUCUCCGGCAAGCCUGUAGGUGGUUGGAAUGAUGGACCAUGGUGGCGGUCCACCGAUAAAAGAAGUAUCAACGCAGUCAGAGGUGUUGUGGAAGGCAGUAAGCUGGCAAGAGCAAGCGCAGAAUCAUAUUCCGCCGAGCAUUUUGCGUCGAGGGGUGGAGUGGAAGAAGCGGCCAAGCAAGCUACAGAGACAUUGUCAGAGAGCAAUCCAACACGGAACAGCGACAUAUUCCUGGCGAUACAAGCCAUCAAUCAGCCAGUGCCAAAGGACUUAUUUGCGGCUGGACCUCCGUCGGAGGAGGGGUCCAGUGCGGUCCAGGAGGCCGAAGAAACAAAAAGCACCGACGAAAUCAUCUUCGCAAUAUACUUGCACGACCCAAUCCAUGGGAUUGUAUUCCACGCUCUCUCACAGUGUGUUCCUGGUCAGUGGAUUGACUGGCUUGAUGCGUCCAGCCCGGCAGAUGGCGUUCUUCCAGAAUCAAUCGCCGAGAUAAUUGAAAGUGGUGGUGUUGACCCAAGGGAAUGGGUGGCAGAAUGGAUUGAAGAGACCCUGUCACUUGCUGUGGGGAUUGUGGCCCAGAGAUAUGUGGCAAGAAGGAUGGGUGUUGGGGAAGGCGGUGUGAGAAAGGGAAAGAUGAAGGCGGAUAAGGGAGCCGGAGAAACCCUCGAGGGUGGUGGUGGAGAAGCUGCUAGAGCUAUUGGUGGGAUGUGA
Endocarpon pusillum Z07020 is the source of this 1545-nucleotide messenger RNA. RefSeq lists its product as uncharacterized. Bases 1 to 1545 code for a protein of 514 amino acids. The transcript has 2 exons. The record is from RefSeq and is a predicted model, not a curated record. NCBI's taxonomy places the organism in Eukaryota, Fungi, Ascomycota, Eurotiomycetes, Verrucariales, Verrucariaceae.